This is a messenger RNA of Dermacentor andersoni, 6284 nucleotides long. The record is from RefSeq and is a predicted model, not a curated record. NCBI's taxonomy places the organism in Eukaryota, Metazoa, Arthropoda, Arachnida, Ixodida, Ixodidae.
CGUAUUGAUGUCAAGUGAUAAGGUUGUUUUAUCAUUUUAUGAACGCUUGACGUAAACGUUAAGCUGUAAACGAUAUUUACAUGGUAAUGUGAGCCCUUACAAACCACUCUACGUUCUUUUUUUUUUUCCUUUUCCUGAGGCGUACCCCAACUCCACCUGCGCUUCGAGCACUAUACCUCCUGGUCUGAAUGGUCUUGUCAAUUGAGACGCCUUACCUUCUUUCGGGCACAUUUUUUAUACGAGUUCCCUUUCUUUCUAUAGAAGACGCUGGCUCGUUUUCUUUUCUUUUCGCAUCUUUUCUUCCGAUUCCUGCUCUUUCGUGACCCUUCCCCUAUAGAGCACCUCCGCUGCCGGAAAGCUAAGCGUGUAGGGGUUCCGGCAAAAGAAAAGGAAAGAGAGACAAAAAAACGAGAAAGAAAACAGCUACGUUUGUUCGAGAGCAGUUGCAUGGUGGCUAGCACACGUGGGUUGUUGGCGUUCGAGGACCAUGGCUGCGAGUGCUUCGUCGACGCUCAUGGCUUUCUGGAACUGGGCGUUCGAUCACAACGGCCUCCUCGAUGAGAACUCUACCGCCGAACGCCGCGCCGUCCAUCCGGCAAACAGCAAUGGCGAGCCCGGCGUUGGCGGCACUGCGGCCGCUGCGACGGCCGCUAACCCAGAGGGCACAGACGCUACCGAAGCCGAGGUCGCAGCGGACGGGGUGGCCAACGCGCCGACGCGCCACGUGGGGGUGGUGGCGCCGCGUCGGGCCCAGGACGAAGAGCUGCGCAGCCUGUACUUCCAGGACGGGAAGCGCCGCAUCGACUUCGUGCUCGCCUACCAGAAGGGAGACGACUCGGGGGCCGAGAACUACCGGCGCAUCUUCGAGGACAACCUGCUCAAGGAAGGUCUGGACCUCGAACUCGAGGACGCAGCGGCGUCAAGAGACGGCAAGACCAACUUCCUGAAGAUUCACGCUCCUUGGAAAGUACUCGUAAAAUAUGCAGAGAAGCUUCACCUCCGGAUGCCAAUCAAGAAGCGGGGCAAAGUGGUCGCAUUCCCGACGGUGACUGUUGCCAAGGGCGAGAAGCCCGUCCUACCAGACCUCAAAUCUCUUGAGAGUGAAUCAACCGAAAUAGAAAACGAAGGCAAGCCCAAUGCGCUGGAAGCCAUGUGGGCCAAACUAUGGACGCCCUUCCCUUAUAACAAGGAACUCAUACCUGACGAAACACAGUACUUCAACGCCGAGUUUGUACGUCAGCGAGAGCACAUCGGUGACGAAGAAGAUGACAAUUCGUACCUAAUAAAAAACAAGGAGUCAUUUUUCUCGCAAGCCAUACGGAGCCGCAUUGCGUGGGAAGUACUUAUGCGAACUACGUACGAUGACAACGAUCGACAAAAAGGCAUUUACAGGCUCCUCAACGAACAGGUCUAUCUGGCAGCUUACCCUCUACACGACGGUCCCUGUGGCAGCGGAUCGUUCGAUCCUCUUACAGAAGUUCCUACAGAAAGAAGGCUUCUCUACAGCGAAUGGGCCCGACCGGCAUCCUGGUACAAGCAGCAGCCAUUGGUCCUUAUCAGGCGCUACUUCGGCGAGAAGACUGGCCUCUACUUCGCCUGGCUAGGUUUCUACACGUCCAUGCUAUUUCUCCCCGCUGUGGUGGGAGUUAUGACGACGUUGUACGGAAUCUUCGAAAUGGCCACGAACACACCUACGAAGGAGACCUGCGAUCCCAACAUCGCCGGAAGUUUCGUACUCUGUCCGGGGUGCAAGAAGCGCUGUACUUACGACUACCUUUACACCAAGUGCACUUUUAGCAAGAUCGUGUACAUGUUUGAUAACCCGGCCACCGUAGGAUUUUCAAUAUUCAUGGCACUUUGGGCCACCAUUUUCAUAGAAUUAUGGAAAAGACGCCAAUGCGUCCUUGGCUGGGAAUGGAAUCUCGCCGAUAUUGACACGCUCACGGACGUUGUUAACCCGGAGUACGAAGCCAAGGCAACAGUGUACAAGUUGAAUCCAGUGACUAUGAGGUAUGAACCGUACGUGCCUUUUUGGGAGAAGGCAAUCAGGAUAUCAGGGGCCAAUUCCGUCGUCCUAUUCAUGUUGUGCUUGGUCAUAUGCACUGUGUUCGGCAUCAUCGCCUACCGCAUAAUUCUGGUGGCGCUGCUGUCUCGAGACCAGAACUGGCGCGCACUGGCCCAUGUCACUACGGCUGUAACGGCCUCGAUGCUCAACCUGGUCAUCAUCUUGCUCAUGAACAGGGUAUACAGCAGGAUAGCCACCCGGUUGACAGACAUUGAACGCCCAAGGACGCAACGGGAGUACGAAGACAGCUUCACGUUCAAGAUGUUCCUCUUCACGUUUCUCAACACUUACUCUUCGCUGAUAUACAUCGCAUUCUUUAAAGGAAGGUUCUCCGGGCACCCAGGCAAGGAGGGAACACUUUUUGGAUACAGCUUGGACAAGUGCGAAGGUGGCUGCCUGUACGAAGUGUGCGUUCAACUGGCAAUAGUCAUGGUGGGCAAACAAGUCAUCAACAACAUUCAGGAAAUCGGACAGCCACUGGUCAUGAAUUGGUGGCGCUCCUGGCGGCGGGAUCACAGGGCCCGUGACAUUGGCGAUCGCAAAAGCUGCGUGGCUCGCUGGGAGGCUGACUACGUGCUGGCGCAGUGGCACACUCUCUCUCUCUUCGACGAGUACCUGGAGAUGGCCAUUCAGUUCGGAUUUGUCACCCUCUUCGUGGCCGCAUUCCCACUGGCGCCACUUUUCGCUCUCCUCAACAACAUCGUGGAAAUCCGCCUGGACGCCUACAAGUACACCUCGCAGAUGCGCAGGCCGCUUGCCGAAAGGGUGCCAAACAUUGGUGCCUGGCAGGUGAUACUUAAAGGCGUCUCCGUAUUUGCUGUCAUCUGCAACGCAUUCCUGAUCGCCUAUACCAGUGACUUCAUUCCGCGGAUGCUGUACCGCAUGGUGCACACCAAGGACCACAGCCUGCACGGGUUCGUCAACUUCACGCUGUCCUCGUUCGACACGAGCGACUUCGACGACGAGACUCGGCCGGACAAUGCUACGCUGGACGGAAUCACCGUCCACCACUGCAGGUACCUUGACUACCGUGAGCCACCCGGCUCGGGAAACGCGUACCAGCUCACCCUGACGUACUGGCACAUAUUCGCCGCAAGGCUCUUCUUCGUUGUUGUUUUUGAGCAUGUGGUCUUCUGCAUAACGGGUCUGGUGGCCGCCCUGAUACCGGACGUUCCCCGGUCGGUUCAGCAGCGGAUCAAGCGGGAGCAGAUCGUGGCGCAAGACACCAUCGCUGGACUGGACAGCAGCCAACAGUCCCAGCCCCGCAAAGGAUCCAGGAGUGGCUCUUCGGCCCACACUCUUCAAAGGAGUGUGGCCGUGUUGUGGACUGACGCGGAGUGAAGCCCGUGCUCCAGUAAGCAACCAUCGUCAUGGUCGACAACUGCCGGCGUCACUUGAAAUUCAUGGCCACUUGGCGCAGAAGGGACUGUGCUUCAGCGGAUGGCGCAGGGCUUCAUAUCUACAAAUUUUAUGGGCUUCGAACAGUUGGUUUUUACUGACGCGCCAGGCCGUGGUUGUGAUUUCACUUCGCACUCUUCGUGCAUUUCAAGAGGCGGCUUCUCAGAGGCUUACAUGCGAAGUCCUGUGUUCAAGACAAGUCCAGUGGCAUUUCCCGCCCCCACCCGUACACCUCAACGUCUUCGCCUUGCAUCUGGACUCGAAUGAAGCAUUCAGCGUCGCCUUCACUAGUACAGGAGGACGAUUUUGCUUCAGCCAUGGCAGCCGUUAUGGUCUGCGCACUACUGAUCAAGUCUUCAGGAUGACGACGGGGGGAUCGUUGCUUGCACGAACUCUUUCCCUAGUCUGUUAACUGUGUGUACCAUCCAACUCCUGGUACAAACUGCGCCGUGAACGCGCACUGUAGAGCUUGUGCCGUGGACACUCAUUCAUUCUGGUGUCGAAGGCACGGGUUUGUUGAACAAGCACCACGACAAUUGCAUAGCUGGCCAAGCGGGCAGCCGUGGUUGGUAGAACACUUCUAUUGAUAUGAAAGUUGAAAUUGUGUGCAGAGACCCCAUGACCACCCGAGGUCAGUGAUAAUGAUGUCGACGCUCUGAGAACAGAAUGAACAGUUCUACAUUUAAACAACGUCAUGCCCUUGAACCAUGAACCUGUGUGAGUGCCUCCUUUCGGUUGUAUUCAAGGAAAUGUAGCUAAAUGGGUGUCCGCGCCAAGGAAGUGCAGCUGUACGAUAGUACAUGGUUUGUGUUCCUAUGACAUCUCGCAGAAAAGAAGAGGCCUGUUUGGCUCGCCCAUGAACUUGCUAGUUCCAGUUUCGAGGCUGGACAGCACGCUGUCGAACUCUGGAGGCCGUAUCGGGCGUGGUCCGGCAUACCGGCCCGGUGGCGUAGGUCUAGCACUCCAAGGCAGAAUGCUCUCCCCAAAUGCAGGGUGGACCUUAUGACGAUAACUGUCAUAUCAGACUUUUAUUCACUUACUUGCAGUUUUCGUUCGCGAGUGGCUGUGCGCUGGUAUCGCCAAACACACACGCACACGCAUACUCGUCGAAAGCGAGAAACAUCCCAAGCCUGACGUCAAGACGCAAAAUAGUGUGGGAAAAAAGUCUGGGGACUAUCUGGUUUUUAUUGCUGUAGAUGUGUUCGAACACUGGCCUGCACUAGCUUAUAGCGUGUACACACGCCGAUAUAACGUUACUAUGAGCAGCACCAUCAGAGACUUUGUGCGGAAUCCGCCGUGGUUGCUCAGUGGCUAUGGUGUUGGGCUGCUGAGCACGAGGUCGCGGGAUUGAAUCCCGGCCACGGCGGCCGCAUUUCGAUGGGGGCGAAAUGCGAGAGCACCCGUGUGUUGCGAUUUAUGUGCACGUUAAAGAUCCCCAGGUGGUCGAAAUUUCCGGAGUCCUCCACUACGGUGUGCCUCAUAAUCAGAAAGUGGUUUCGGCACGUGAAACCCCAUAAUUUAAUAAUAACUUUGUGCGGAGCGCGUGCUGUAACCAAUAUGUGGUGAACAGUCUCAUACGGCUUAUCUGUGAAGAUGAAGUAACAUGGUACGUUCCGCUCCUGCAAAUAACUCCUUCUUUUUUUUUUAAAGUUGACGGGAACAACAAUAACUCCAUCAUCGAGCCUUUCUCUGUAGUUUUCACUGUGGCGUCCCUAAAGAACGAACGACGCCUGCAUGUGGUUUUGGUUUUCUUUUUGAUGUCUCUAUCCUUACUUCUGAGAUAACAUGUUGGCAUGUAUUAGGAGAAACAAUGAUACAGAAACAUCAACAUUUCCUACGGCUAUGGUCGGUGCAGUUCAGUUUUCAAAUAUUCGUAUGCACUGAAUGAUCAAUAGCGCCUACUAAGCGAAUCAUCAGCCUGGUGCCGGCGUUUCCAAAAGGGCACUUUAAUGUCUUCACGAAGACAAGGUCCCCUAUGCGAAAACGUCGUCUCCAAGCUGAGGCUUCUUUUGUUUGCACCACGUUGUUGAUCAACUCGUCUUAAUACAGACAACGGCCACGGCCACUUCAUAUUGCUUCUCUAAGGUCCUUUGUAUUCGUAUGGUGGCAAUUAUCACAAAUUCUGUAUGGCAUCUUUAGUGGGAUUUCUUGUAAGUAUGAUGCUGUUAUGACCACUAUAGUAAGUCAGUUUAUGUAAAUGAGAGGACGAAAGGCAGGAAAUAAUAUAUCUUCCCCAGCAUAACUGUGGCCCUAGUCCUGGUCUCUUUGGUGGGCUUUGGCCUCCUAGCCUAGGAUAUUCAUUGUGCCAUACCAAAAGCAACCACCACGCUUUGACUAACAGUCGGGGAAACGGCGACUAAGUCCUUUUAGAUGCUGAGGCACUUAUGUAUGGCCUCUGAGAACAGGUGGCGCAACAGUUGGUGCGGUCACCACGUCUCGGAGGUCAUGGCUCAUGAAGCUUGACGACUGGUCUCGUCAAAGGGUAUCGCUGUAUUUCUUUUUAUAUAAUGUGCCUAAACAUUGAGGUUGUAUCACUUCAUACGUGUUCUUUGAAAAAUAAUGGUUGUAUUUAUUGCGGGAAGUUAAUUGAAUUAUGUAUUGCCAGUGUUGUAACACAAGUACUCUCGCUGUAGACAGGACGGGUGAAUACAGUGGAUAGCAGCAGUGUGUGCUCAAUAUAAUUGGUUCAAGAACUGCACCACUACGUGUCAACAAACUGCGAAGUACAAUCUCGGCCUGCUGUGCACAUUUUGAGUGCUCGAGACUUGUUCUUGCUUUCUCCAUUGCUGCAGGGGAAGCUCCGCACAAAAAUAAAAAUCAU